GGCCGCGGCUGCGAGGCGCUCAGGGAGAGGCGCUGCCGCCAGCGCCGCCGCUGGGACCCGUUAGAGCGGAAGCGCCUCCGCCGCCGCCGCCGCCGCCUUCGCUGUCUCGGGGCCCCAGGUUCCCGGCAGGUGGGAGGCGGGAGCCAUGUCGAAGCGGCUCCGGAGCAGCGAAGUGUGCGCUGACUGCAGCGGGCCAGAUCCUUCCUGGGCAUCAGUAAAUAGGGGAACUUUUAUAUGUGACGAGUGCUGCAGUGUCCAUCGGAGUCUAGGGCGCCAUAUCUCUCAAGUAAGGCAUCUCAAACACACACCAUGGCCUCCAACAUUGCUUCAGAUGGUUGAAACCUUAUAUAAUAAUGGUGCUAAUUCUAUAUGGGAGCAUUCUUUGCUGGACCCUGCCUCUAUUUUGAGUGGAAGACGCAAAGCUAAUCCACAGGAUAAAGUACAUCCUAAUAAAGCAGAAUUCAUCAAAGCCAAGUAUCAGAUGUUAGCAUUUGUCCACCGCUUGCCCUGCCGGGACGACGAUAGCGUGACUGCCAAAGACCUCAGUAAGCAACUCCAUUCAAGCGUGAGAACAGGGAAUCUUGAAACCUGUUUGAGGCUGUUAUCUUUAGGAGCACAAGCCAACUUUUUUCAUCCUGAAAAAGGAAAUACCCCACUCCAUGUUGCCUCCAAAGCAGGGCAGAUUUUACAGGCGGAAUUAUUGGCAGUAUAUGGAGCAGACCCAGGCACACAGGAUUCUAGUGGGAAAACUCCUGUUGAUUAUGCAAGGCAAGGAGGGCACCAUGAGCUGGCAGAACGCCUUGUAGAAAUACAGUAUGAGCUGACUGACAGACUGGCCUUCUAUCUCUGUGGCAGGAAACCAGAUCACAAAAAUGGACAGCACUUUAUAAUACCUCAAAUGGCUGACAGCAGCCUGGAUUUGUCUGAAUUGGCAAAAGCUGCUAAGAAGAAACUUCAGUCUCUAAGUAAUCAUUUGUUUGAAGAACUUGCCAUGGAUGUGUACGAUGAAGUUGACAGGCGAGAGACUGAUGCAGUCUGGCUUGCCACGCAAAACCACAGCACCCUGGUGACCGAGACAACCGUUGUCCCCUUCCUUCCGGUCAAUCCUGAGUACUCAUCAACACGGAACCAGGGCAGACAGAAAUUGGCUCGGUUUAACGCCCACGAGUUUGCCACCCUGGUUAUCGACAUCCUCAGCGAUGCCAAGAGGAGGCAGCAGGGGAGUCCUCUGUCUGGUUCAAAAGACAAUGUGGAGCUCAUACUGAAAACAAUCAGUAACCAGCACAGUAUUGAGAGUCAGGACAAUGACCAGCCAGACUAUGACAGUGUGGCAUCAGAUGAAGAAACGGAUCUGGAAGCCACUGCAAGCAAGGCACACAGGCAGAAGAGCCUAGAUUCAGAUUUAUCAGAUGGACCAGUCACUGUGCAGGAAUUUAUGGAGGUCAAAAACGCCCUAGUGGCUUCUGAGGCCAAGAUACAACAGCUAAUGAAGGUGAAUAACAACUUGAGUGACGAGCUGAGAAUUAUGCAGAAAAAGCUUCAAACACUCCAGAGUGAAAAUUCGAACCUCAGGAAACAGGCCACAACCAAUAUAUAUCAGGUGCAAACGGGUUCUGAGUACACAGACACUUCCAACCACUCUUCCUUAAAGCGACGUCCGUCUGCCCGGGGCAGUAGGCCCAUGUCCAUGUACGAGACGGGAUCAGGUCAGAAACCAUAUCUCCCAAUGGGAGAAGUGAACCACCCCGAAGAGAGCAGGACGAGGCUCCAGCCCUUCCCCUCGCACAUCGGGAGGAGUGCGCUUGUGACCUCCUCUUCAUCUCUGCCUUCCUUCCCCUCCACACUUUCCUGGUCCAGGGACGAGAGUGCCCGAAGGGCAUCCAGGCUGGAGAAGCAGAACAGCACACCUGAAAGUGACUAUGACAACACUCCCAACGACAGGGACCUGGAUGACAUGGGGUCCAGCAGAAAGGGAAGGCAAAGGAGUAUGGUGUGGCACAGUGAUGGCUCUGGUCCAGACACAACAGAGCCCCCUGCAGCCCCGAGCCCCGUCCUCCCCAGCACCGAAGAUGUCAUCCGCAAGACUGAACAGAUUACCAAAAACAUACAGGAGCUCCUAAGAGCAGCCCAAGAGAAUAAGCAUGACAGUUAUAUUCCCUGCUCAGAGAGGAUACACGUAGCUGUUACAGAAAUGGCAGCAUUAUUCCCCAAAAAACCCAAGUCUGACAUGGUGAGGACUUCCCUCCGCUUACUGACAUCCAGUGCCUACCGACUCCAGUCGGAGUGCAAGAAGACCCUCCCGGGGGACCCAGGCCCGCCCACGGACAUUCAGCUGGUCACGCAGCAGGUCAUCCAGUGUGCGUACGACAUUGCCAAGGCCGCCAAACAGCUGGUCACCAUCACCACCAAAGAGAACAACAACUGAACUGCGGGGCUGGCCCUUCUGUUUUCUAGGCUUUUCCAAGUCCGGUUUCCAGUUUAGACAUGGAACUCUUCUGAUUUUUACAGAAACAAACAUUUAAUGACGUUUAAAACUUUUUAAAAGAAAACUCAGUAUUAUUUUUGCAUGUUUUCUAACAAAUUUUCAACUAUUAAUUUAACCCACUUGCCUUAUUUUGUGCCUGUUUGCCCGUUGACUUUCUGACAUUUUCUGUUGUGCUGUCCAUGACCAUCGUGUUGCUGAUCCUAGAUGUUCAAAAGUAUAGCUUCAUUGUUAAAAGUUGGUUAGAACUUUUCCUUGCCUUCAGGCUCCUUGCCUCUGGCUAAAACUAUAAGUGGGAAUUUUAGGGAAACAUUCUCUGGAGAGAGUUGGGUUAAAAAAAGGAAAAAAAAAAUCCAUAUCGUCUGUUCCCUAUCAAGCAUUGUGCAAUAAGCAGAUUUUCCAGCCUCUCCUGCAGAGACACUGUAACAGUCUCUUUUGGAAGCAGACAGGGCUUUGCUCCAUUUCUUUUAACUGUUCAUCACAUUAGGUGUUCUCUCAUCUGAUUUUUCUAUCCUGCUCUCCUGUCUCUCAUUUUUACUGUCAUCCAGAAGUCUCCACGGCAUCCAGCAAGCACUCACCCUCUGUGUCGGGUCCCUUGGCCGUGUUGUCACGCGUGAGCCAGCACUCGGCCUCACCCCAGGAAGCCAGACCUUUCAUUCCAGACAUGUGCCAAAGGGGAGCCUCAGUCCCACAGCAUAACUCAUUUUGUUCCACCCUGUACAGAUAGCACUGCCAUUACUGUGUGACACAAGACACGAUCUGCUCCAUGACAUUGUGGUGUACUUCUCAUCCCAGACUCAGUUGCUCCUAUAGCCACGGAAAGCCUUCUCCCACGGCCUGCUUCCAAUAUCUUGCCCCCUUUAAGGACUUCUCACAAGGUGAGAUGCCUACAAUAUGAACUCGUUUCUCCUCUGUUACCUCACUGGUACUUCACAAUCAGACCUCGCCUCUCAAGAGUUCUUUAGAGACUGCUCUAGCAGACUACCACCUAUCCCAAAGCCACAAAAAAGUGCAGGUCUAAGUUCUGGAACAUGCUGGGGUUGUCUUUUUAAGUGACUGAGAAGAGCUAUCUUGUUCUGAAAGCUAAAGCAUAUUUCUUCCUUGCUCGUAGUAGUUUCGUGUGGGUGUGGACCAGAGGGGCCAGGCGGUAGUGACAGAUGAGUGCAUCGAGCCAGGUCAGGGGGUGGGGGAGGGGAGGGGAGCCUGCGGCACAUCUGUGGGGACAGCAGCUGCCCGACUCCACUCAGGCUGCUGUGUGAAGGGCCUGGGGUCGCCAGUGCUUUGAUUUGUCAGGAGACAUCAGCUAUUUUUUGCACCGUCCCCCCACUUAUAAAUGAGACUAAUCUAAACCUUUCCACAGCACACGUGUGGGUGUGUUGUGGCCUCUAGUGCCCCAGCUCGGUUCUGCCCCAGGACCCCAUAAACUAUAUUAUGUGAGGGUCUGGCUUCCCUGGGAUUAGCUGGGUUGGCCUCUGAGCCUUACCUGUAAUGUGGCCGCCCUCCCCAGGUUAAGUUUCUGGUAGGCCUUGUUUCACUGGUAUAUUCUGUUCCAGAGUGUUCAUUCACACAGGUGAAAAAGUCAAAAUAAUGAAAGUUGCCUAAAAACAUGCCAAUUAGCCUGUAUUUUCCCAGAACUGUUUGAUUCACACAUACUUUGUAGCACAACCAAAGGCUGUCGGGAGAAGAGCACCGCCAUGGUGUCUGGUUUACUGGUCACUGUGCGUGGCUGCUUCCGCCAGGUUCUGCUGCACUGAGUGGUGUGGGGAAAGGGUCCACAUCUCCAGGACUCGUCUGCACAAACCUAAGUGCCCCGCUCUUAUUGGAUGCCAAGGGGACACCUCCUCAAUGGACAUCUUCUCCCUUAAGUUCGAGCACCGCGCCAGGACUUUUCUGCAUGCUGCAUGUGUGAGCUGUCCCUCGUUCCUGCAGACACCUGCUCCCCUGCCUCACCUGCUCCAGCUCCUCAAGAAGGGCCAGGGCAGCCUCCCGGGCAGGAUGGGCCUCUGGAUAAUGAGUCACCUGUGCUGGGAGAAGCGGUGUCUUCCCUUGAAAGCUUGGGACCUGCAGUGGAGGACAUUGUUUUGUGCCCCUAGGGAAGGUCAGGGAACGUGGGGACCAACAAAGCAUCUCCAGCUGUGAGAAACCACAGAAGUCCGCUCUGUUAACCCACAGUGCCAAAGCUUGGGAAAGACGUUCCCAGGUGGAGGGACAUGCGGCGACAGGCGGGCUGAAGGUCGUCCUUCUCAUCGAGUGCCCCGUGAGUUCCCUUGGCCCCAGAGGCCAGGGUCAGAGGCCCCCAGGUCCCAUCAGCAAAUCGCACCUUGUCUGAACAGUUGUUCACCACCUUUUUGCACAUGGGUUCCACAGCCUUGCACUAGUGUCCGAGUUCUGUAAUGUCUUUUUUUGACCCUGUGUUCUCAAAUGCCCCGCGAAGCCAAGAGGGCGGGGGUGCACUUUAGGAAACCGGCACUUGCCAGGAGGAAGACAGUCCCACCCCUGAGCUCCUUGAACCCCAGUCAUCUCCUGCCUCGGAAUGCAAAUAGUUCUUAUUUGCCAAAGAACAAUGAAUUGGGCCCAAAGAGCAAGUAUAGCAUUUCACCCUUUGGAACUGUAAACGCACAACUCAGGAGCUGUCCUCCGAUUCCUCGAGCAACUUAAGCUGCAGAGCCGAGAGUGAGACUGGUGUGGGUCUGUCCUCCACAGCCCUGAGCUCCCCAAGCAGAGUUUUUGUUCUUUCCUUGUCCCGGUUGAAGAUCACCUUGGUUUUACAGAAGAAAAUGCUGCAUAGGAAAAAUGAAAUGCCUUUUAUUCAGAUGUGUUUUAUCCAUGUCACCCACUAUCCUGUACUUAUUUUUCAUGUAUGUUGUACAUUCUAUUCCUGUAAUUAUUGUACAACCCUUUAAGCGUUGUAAAAUCAUUUUGGAAAUUGUGCCUGCUAGUUAUGCAAUAAACAGGCUCUAUAAGUGUC
Molecule: messenger RNA, 5450 nt
Organism: Phacochoerus africanus (Common warthog)
Lineage: Eukaryota; Metazoa; Chordata; Mammalia; Artiodactyla; Suidae
Gene: GIT2
Product: GIT ArfGAP 2
Exons: 20
Coding region: 146-2425 (759 amino acids)
Biological process (GO): brain development; regulation of ARF protein signal transduction
Molecular function (GO): GTPase activator activity; protein binding
Source: RefSeq, a predicted model, not a curated record